Messenger RNA from Falco peregrinus (peregrine falcon), 1105 nucleotides. Its product is annotated as E3 ubiquitin-protein ligase RBBP6-like. The annotation marks the transcript as partial. Gene Ontology annotation, cellular component: nucleus. Gene Ontology annotation, molecular function: ubiquitin protein ligase activity; nucleic acid binding; zinc ion binding. The transcript has 9 exons. Gene Ontology annotation, biological process: mRNA processing; ubiquitin-dependent protein catabolic process; protein ubiquitination. NCBI's taxonomy places the organism in Eukaryota, Metazoa, Chordata, Aves, Falconiformes, Falconidae. The record is from RefSeq and is a predicted model, not a curated record.
AUGUCGUGUGUCCACUACAAGUUCUCCUCCAGGCUGAACUCCGAUGUGGUCACCUUUCACGGCCCCCACAUCUCCCUGCGCAACCUCAGGUGCCAGAUCAUGGGCCGCGAGAGGCUGAAGGCGACCCACUGCGACCUGCAGGUCACCAACGCCCAGACCAUGGAAGAACUUGAGUAUGUGUUUAAUUUUUCUGAAUAGAUUGGCGACCCUUCCGCACCUCUUUCUCUGGCCCAGCUUAUUAAGACUGCCAACCUGGCUGAAGCCAAUGCUUCCGAAGAGGAUAAGAUAAAGGCGAUGAUGAUACAGUCCUGCCAUGAAUACGAUCCAUCCAAUUACUUGAGGGAACUCUUGGAUCUGCCUCCACCAUCAUCCAGUUGCUUUUGCUGUGGAAAACCUGGCCACUAUGCCAAGAACUGCCCGGUAAAUAGGGACAAAAAUGUGGAGCCUGUUCGCAGAAUUAAAAGGAGCACCGGAAUUCCAAGGAGUUUCCUGGUGGAGGUGAAGGAUCCCAACACAAAAGGUGCCAUGCUGACAAAGGCUGGGAAAUACGCGAUACCAACUAUUAAUGCGGAAGCUUAUGCUAGAGAGAAAAAGGAAAAGCCACCCUUUUUACCAGAGGAGCCCUCCUCCUCCUCCGCAGACAGGCCUGUUCCAAACGAGUUGUUAUGUCCCAUUUGUAAAGAUCCAGUGACGGAUGCAGCGCUUAUUCCAUGCUGUGGAGCAAGUUAUUGUGACGAAUGUAUUAGAACAGCUUUACUGGAAUCGGAGGAACAUACUUGCCCGGCGUGUCAUCAGACAGGUGUUUCUCCUGACGCUUUAGUUGCCAACAACUUCCUGCGCCAGGCUGUGAACAACUUCCACAAUGGAACCGGCUACACAACAGGGCUCCAUAAGGAGAUUCAGCAGCAGCAGCAGCGACAGCCGCCGUCACCGCCUGCACGACCACUUGUGACUGUGACACCUGCUGCUCAGGCUGAACUCCGAUGUGUCACCUUUCACGGCCCCCACAUCUCCCUGCGCGACCUCAGGCGCCAGAUCAUGGGCCGCGAGAGGCUGAAGGCGACCCACUGCGACCUGCAGGUCACCAACGCCCAGACCAUGGAAG